Pseudonaja textilis is the source of this 642-nucleotide messenger RNA. Lineage: Eukaryota; Metazoa; Chordata; Lepidosauria; Squamata; Elapidae. The record is from RefSeq and is a predicted model, not a curated record.
CAUUAUGGGCAGAUUCAUUAUGGUCAUAACUCCAGGACUACCUUUCCUUGUAGUGUUAUAGCUUCCUCCUUGAAUGUUUCACACUUUGUCUUCUGCUCCUUCCCAUUUUUGUUCCAAAAACCAGCACUACCUCUGCGUUGCUAUGGUCACAAACCAGAGAUCACAGAUGAAGAACUGGAUGCUCGUUGGGUGAUGUUCUUCAACAAACCUGAUAUUGAUGACUGGGAACUCAGGAAAGGCAUUAACACCUUGGUUGAUGCAGACAUGGUUCCCGAACCAAAAAUUAUUGAUGCGGCUUUGAGGGCAUGCAGGCGGCUAAAUGACUUUGCUACCACAAUCCGCAUCUUGGAAAUGGUAAAGUAUAAAUCAGGCAGAUACAGGGAUAUAUAUCCAUACGUUAUCCAGGAACUUAGACCAACUUUGAAUGAAUUGGGCAUUUCAACUCCAGAAGAACUUGAAAUGGACAAAGUGUAAACUUAACAAUGGACUUCCCAUGAGUAUACUGUUAAGGUUCUGUGACUGUACAACAAUUACCUGGCUAUAGACAUUAUAAUUACUUAUUUGAAAUCACUGCUUCCUUUUAUUGAGUCCUGGAUAUGUAUUGUAAAGUUGACCUAAUAAAGAGGAAAUGGUUUGAAUUGA